GUCCCAUCGUUGUGUGACUGUGAAGAGUGAUACCCUCCGCUUCACAGUAGACCAAUAGGGCUCUUAAGGCGACCGCCAACCCCGUCUUUCGACACUUCACAACACAGUCACAUCACAACACAGUCAGUCGACUCUACAAACAUGGGUAACUCUACAGGAUCCACCGUGGAAGAUCUCCAGGCUGUGGAGAAGCACCUCUGGUAUAAGAAGUUCAUGACAGAGUGUCCUUCGGGUCAGCUCACCCUGCAUGAGUUCAAGCAGUUCUUUGGGCUCCGGGGACUGGAUGCUGAGGCCAACGCCUACAUCGAGCAGAUGUUCCGCACGUUCGAUAUGAACAAGGAUGGCUACAUAGACUUCUUGGAGUAUGUAGCUGCUCUGAGCCUGGUGAUGCGGGGUAAAAUGGAACAUAAGCUCCGCUGGUACUUUAAGCUGUAUGAUGUGGACGGCAACGGGUGCAUUGAUCGAAGUGAGCUGCUAAACAUCAUAAAGGCUAUCCGUGCAAUCAAUGGGAAUGAAAACCAGGAAGUUGAUGCGGAGGAGUUCACCAACCGGGUGUUUGAUAAGAUAGAUGUCAACGGAGAUGGGGAGCUGUCUUUGGAGGAGUUUGUGGCGGGGGCUCACACUGACGAAGACUUCAUGGAAGUGAUGAUGAAGACCUUGGAUCUCACCCACAUAGUCGCCAUGAUCCACAAUCGGAGGCACAGUGUUUAGAGUCUGCCCUCACACCUCCAUCUCCACUCUCCAUUGUAAUAGACUGCAGAAGGGCCACAUAGGAACUGAGCCAUGAGCCCUCUCAAAAGAUCUAGCCCAGAUUUGUAUAAAAACAAUCUUUAUCUUAGCAAUGCUGAAGGGCCAUGCUUUGAAUGCAUUCUUUGUUGUCGGAAUUCACAAGAGGUUGAAUGACGAUGAAAAMUGCCCUUUGCCUGCAUACAAAUGACUCAGUCAACCAUCGCUGGCUGGUUAGUGCCCUUGUGCAUGAUCUAAAUCUCUGAGAGGUCUACAUAAUGAGAGAGAGAGAUCAUCUCUCACACCGUCAGCUGAAUUGGAGACCCAACUAGGUCAUAACAUAAGGAAGGUGAAGGAUAAAGAGGGUGGAGGGAGUGGAGUGGGGUGGAGACUACCCAUUAUAACCCAUGCAUUCCUGACAAAAAAUUAUUAUAUUAUAUAUAUAUAUAUAUAUAUAUACAUACAUACAUAUACAUAUAUAUACACACACAUUUUUAAAUCCCUCAUCCACCUCAGAGACAGAUUCCUGUAGGGAAAUUAUCCUUCCCAAACCUAUCUUUUGGACCAAACUCUCUUAUUCAGUUGAGUGGUUCCUCUAUAUGACUAUGUGCCCGGGUUCUAUUGGUGGAAGUUAUAAUUCACCUACUUUCCUCCCAGUACAGUCAGCUGUCAGCUCAAAUAUGACUAGAACCCAUUUUGUGCCAUGAUUAAACAGUCCAGUUCCUCAAGAAACAGGUACUUCCACAAGUUAGGGAUCUUAACUUUAUACUUGUCACAAAAUGCACUUAAUAAAAAAAUAAGACCAGCAUGUUUUAACAUUGCACUGGCUGUUAGGAGAUUAAAGUUUGCAUUUUCAGACCUUCAUUAAUUUGAAGGAAUAUCUUAACAGAACUACAUUCUAAUGUUUUCCCUACAAGACAGUAAAAUGU
Molecule: messenger RNA, 1655 nt
Organism: Salvelinus sp. IW2-2015
Lineage: Eukaryota; Metazoa; Chordata; Actinopteri; Salmoniformes; Salmonidae
Product: guanylyl cyclase-activating protein 1-like
Molecular function (GO): calcium ion binding; calcium sensitive guanylate cyclase activator activity
Source: RefSeq, a predicted model, not a curated record